This is a messenger RNA of Arachis duranensis, 2175 nucleotides long. RefSeq lists its product as uncharacterized. The record is from RefSeq and is a predicted model, not a curated record. The coding region runs from base 1 to 2175 and encodes 724 amino acids. The transcript is spliced from 3 exons. NCBI's taxonomy places the organism in Eukaryota, Viridiplantae, Streptophyta, Magnoliopsida, Fabales, Fabaceae.
AUGGCUGAGACAACGAGGGAUGAAUAUCGGACCGAGGAAGACAACCGGAAAGGAGGUAGGAAUGUGAUUCUACUGGAAGAGGCAGACAUAUCAGAAGGUAUUAACGCUUGCUCCAAUAGUCUCUAUGGCAGACUCUUUGCUUCCAAAAUCUUCUCAAUUGGAACCAUGGGGAAUGCCUUAAAGACUAUAUGGGGAAACCCGGAAGGAUUUAGAGUGAGUGAUAAAGGGGAUAAUUCCUUCCAAUUCUUUUUUAAUAAAGAAGUGGAUGUCUUGCGUGUUGAACGUGGUCCUCCAUGGCUAUUCAAAGAUUAUGUGCUCCAUGUCAAGAGAUGGAAGAAAGAUCAGAACUGUGAUGAAGAGAUUAUUUCCAAUUUUCCAGUUUGGGUUCAAUUUUGGGGUUUGCCAGAAUCGUUUAAAACCCUCGAAGUUGGACGUAAAUUAGGAGAAAAAUUGGGCACAGUGUUGGAGGUAGGUAAAUUUCAGAUGCGAGGCAGAGAAACUAGGAUUGUGAAGACCAAAAUCAAUAUUGAUGCUGCCAGGCAAGUGAAAGAUCAGUUAAUAGUGGCAGGACCUAAUAAAAAGCAGGUAGAAGUGGCACUGCGCUAUGAGAGACUUGGAAAGUUCUGUACCUAUUGUGCAAAAUUAGGGCACGAGGUGAAAAAUUGUCAUGAUCUGCUGAAGGACACAGAGAGUGAUAUCGUAAUAGAGGAUGACAUUGGCGAAUGGGUUAAAGCCAGCCAAGUGGGAACGCGAAUCUACUCUGAAGGAGAAAGAGCAUUCAACAACUCAACCCAAAACCAGAAUAAGGCCACUCAACGUAAGAAAAAACCGGUCUUAAACUGCUUAUUGGAAGAAUUUGUAGGGAUGUCAAUGCAAGAAGGGAAACAAAGUUUGAAACCACAAGACACUGGUAAUAGGGCAGCACCUGAGUCACCUCAAUCAGCCAAUUCUAGAACAGAAUGCAUGGAGGUUAUCAUAGCUGGUCAGUCCAAUACCAAGGAGGAUGAAGGGCAGCUUAUGCAAUUCGCUAUUGGGCAGUGUCUCACCACAGAGAAAGGUAGAAAGUGGAAAAGGCUAGCAAGACAAGGUGCUGCAGAGUCAGAUACUAAAAGUGAACCCGAAAAAAGGUUGAUGAGUGGUAUAGCUAAAGGAUCUACAAAGAAAGCAAGAAUAGAGGAUGAAAAUGCAGUUGAAGAGAUGGUGGAGGGUGCCAGCCUACAAAUGGCACCCAAGGUGGAAGCAAAACUUCGGGUAUGCAGCUACGAAAACUGGCAUAUUGUUAACCCAGCAGGAGUGGCAGGAGGACUUGUGCUAGCUUGGAAGGACAGCAUCAGUGUUCAAAUUAUUAGUAGUGGAGAAUUCUUUGUGGCAGCCGAAAUUAAGGAAGUCGGAAGCAGCGACUUUAAUGCUAUAAAAGGCCAAGCGGAAAAGGAGGGUGGAGGCCAAAAAUCAGCAACCACCAUUGCAAUAUUCACUAAUUUUAUUGACAGUAACGAAUUAGUGGAUAUUGGAAUGGUGGGGCACCCAUUCACGUGGACAAAUCAAAGACAAGGAGAGGAUUUGGUGAAGGAGAGGCUUGACCGCUAUUUAGUUGGGAUGGAAUGGAAGUUGAAGUUUCUGAAUGCAGUGGUGCACAGGCUCACAGAGUCAGGCUCGGAUCAUGCUCCACUUUUGAUGGAAACCGAACCUCAAUCCUGGCAUAGUAAAAGGCGGUUUAAAUACCAGAAACGUUGGUGUGGAGAGGAGGAUGUCAAGAGAAUUGUCAGUGAAGUGUGGAGAAUGGAAGUUGUAGGCUCAGCUAUGUUCUCCUUGGCCCAAAAGUUGAAAGUCUGUAGACAUAGACUAGUUCAAUGGCAGAAAACUCACAAAGCAAACUCUCGAAAAGAAAUUGAGGACCUUCAAGCUAAACUAGAGGAGUUGCGGGUGGCUGGAAUCAAUGGGGGAGAGGAGGUUACCAGUUUGGAGAAGAAGUUGGAGCUGGCAUAUUUGAAAGAAGAGAGCUAUUGGCGAGAAAAAUCUAGAGUCAAGUGGCUAAAAGAAGGAGAUCAGAACACUAGAUUCUUUCACCAGAAAUUUCAAUCAAGGAUGCGAAGGAACAGAAUUUGGAGAUUAGUAGGGAGGGACAAUGAGAUUGCAUCGAAACCGGAGGAUAUUGCAAAGAUAGCUGAAGACUAA